Oncorhynchus masou masou (cherry salmon) is the source of this 2473-nucleotide messenger RNA. RefSeq names its product neuronal vesicle trafficking-associated protein 1-like. Gene Ontology annotation, molecular function: clathrin light chain binding. The transcript has 5 exons. Gene Ontology annotation, biological process: clathrin coat assembly; G protein-coupled dopamine receptor signaling pathway; endosomal transport. The record is from RefSeq and is a predicted model, not a curated record. NCBI's taxonomy places the organism in Eukaryota, Metazoa, Chordata, Actinopteri, Salmoniformes, Salmonidae. The coding region runs from base 501 to 1049 and encodes 182 amino acids. Gene Ontology annotation, cellular component: membrane; endosome.
UUUUGGGCUGAAGAACUAUAGCUAAUUGUAACUAAACACGGCCACCUACACAUUAUGAUAAAGUUGUUUAUUUCCAUAACAGGAGUAAUUUUUGUAUAAUUCUAAAUAUUGUGUAAUAGACUAACCCUAAAAAAGUCACAAUAGGGAAAACGGCAAUCCAAGUUGGUGAGAAUAAUAACACAAAUUUUUUGUUUUGAUGUAACAAUUUUCUUGCCCUGGACCUGCUCUCAAGAGUUCAUGUUUUGUGUUGCCUAUGUAUGGGAUGUAAUGUUGUUACAUCACUUACGCUGCCAACAGCAGCAUCCAUAGCUCGAAGGGGACGCCUUUGAGGAGCAUCAACGAGAGCUUGGCCAUAUUGUGCACCCAGCUUGUCGUAAAUCGUCUGCGUCACACCUACACCGGCGUUCUCAGUUAAAGCAAUAAAAUAGGACAACAAAAUAAAUACGGACUACAAGUAAAAACGUUACAGGUUAUACAUUUACAGCCUUUCGUCUGGGAAAAUGGUUAAAUUGGGGAAUAAUUUCAGUGACAAAAACAACGCCAAAGCCGUCUCAGAAGAUGGAUUCGACACCAUUCCCCUUAUAACACCCUUAGAUGCCAGUCAACUGCAGUUCCCUGCACUCGACAAGGUGGUGGUAAAGACCAAAACAGACUAUGAUGGGGGGAACAAGAAGAGCAGGCUGCGGUCCCCAAAAAUAGCAGAAUUCUCAAUAAGCAUAAUCGAAGGGGUAUCUGAACGACUCAAAGUCACUUUGCUGGUGAUUUGUGCUUUGGCGUUUCUGGUUUGCGUGGUGUUUCUGGUGGUCUAUAAAGUCUACCAGUAUGAGCAGCCCUGUCCAGAUGGCUUCAUGUAUGUGCAAGGUCGGUGCAUGCCAACGGGGAUGUACGGUUACUACCCCCCUGGCGGGCGCGGGCGUCUCUUCACCAUCAUCAACCACUACAACAUGGCCAAGCAGACCAUCACCCGGUCCGUGUCCCCGUGGAUGACCGUCAUGUCUGAGGAGAAGGUCACCCAGCAAGAGACAGAGACCCACCAGAAGCUGGCCUAACGCACUGGGCUGUAUUCAGAGGUGAAACGUUAAGAAUGUUACAAAUAGAACUACAAUAAAUAGAGCUCACCUGAUGCCCAAUUCAACAUGAGCGAUAAUCACAUCUGUUCUACAAAAUGUAUUUCUAAUCUGAGUGUUUUGUAACGUUGCACCCUUCUGAACAGACCCUAGGAUCACCAUCCAGCCGUGUGAAAAAUAGUAUACACGGUGCCGUUCAAGCAAACCCGAAAUCUGGAAAAAAACGUUCUUUAGCUAAAAUGGUUGUUCUUGGGCUACGCCAGUUUUAACCGAUAUGAUAUAACUGCAAUGUAUCAGGCAUAAUGUGUUUUAAUCAGUGAAAUUAUUUGACAAAUGCAUUUGUGUAAGCACAGACAGGAACUGUGGUUGGAUGGGUAUCUGGUUUGUUUGAAUACAUACACAAACAAGUCUUGCCACACAGACAGACACUUGUUGACAAAACAUCUUUGUACAUAAACAUAAUGGGGAAUAAAAUCUCACUUCAGUACACCACAUAUAAACUGACAACCAUUCUAGUGUCUGCAGCGCUGGUUUAAACACAUGCACGGUUCAUUUUGUAAGCUUCUGCAUUUCACACAACCAUACUUUGUCUUCAUUACUACAAAACAUUUGAAUUACUGUCAGAUCAUGUGCCAUUUAACCCUUGAGAUACAGAAAUGUAUAACGUUUUGCUCCUAGACUGUUUUGCCUCUCCCAUUUGUGGAUGAAUGGGUGUGUGUGACUCACUUGAAGAUGCAUUUUAAAUGACUUUAAUUGACUCCUCCAUUUGUGUAGAGGACUUUUUAAAUUCUGACUCUUGUCCAAUAGGAAAAAAGGGCGGUACUACCUAAACUAGUCCAAUAAGAAAUGCUCAUUUUUGUUUUCCAUUUCAAAAGGCCUGAAUUCAACACAGGUAUGAUGUUCUUUAUAUUUAUCCUGCAUAAUUGAACCCUCUGUAGUUUAUCCUUCUCCACAUGCAGCACUUAGAGCUCUUCUUUAUUGGGAACUACACUAUUUGAUCAGGCACUAUGUCAAUGCCUUCAUAAAGCAUGGGAAUGCUUAUUGUCACUGAAUAGCAUAUCCUGUUUUCUUCUCGUUGCUAUUGAAUGUAAACGUGUAAUGCUAUAUGAAUAGGAUUCUGUAGCUGUCAGUCACCAUAGAACGCAGUCAAGUCAAAGUGAUGUGUAGUAGAACUCAAGAACUCUAAAAAUGAAACCUCUGAAAGGAGUGAUUAAUACAUUGCUUUUCUUUUCAACAUAUGUCAUUUACGAGUAAUGCCUUCUGUUCUCACUGAUUUUUUUAUACAAUGACGUAAACAGAAGUACAUUUGAUGCUGUUUUUUUGUUGUUGGGACAAAUGAGUAAUAGGCUUUGAGCUGGAAACCAAUGUAAACAAAUAUCUAUUAAAAUGCACACAUUUCAAAAACA